GUCGAACCUUUCACCAUGUCUACAACGGUGACACAAGUUGGGGGUGUUCGUGCCCCCUUCAACCCUUUGAUCAACCCGGUACAUUCUAAGCCGGUUCUCGUGGAAGAACACAUCGAGUCCCAGCACCACAUCUUCCUCUCACGUCCUUAUUUCGGCGCGCUUCUAUUCGAAAACACCUCUUCCGACGCCCGCGACCACUGCGCCAACGAGCGCACUUUCCUUUCAUGGCUCCGUCUGUCCAUGUAUCUGGCCGUGGUAUCGUUGGCCAUCAUCAUCUCCUUUCAUUUCCGUGAACAACCCACUGGCCUAGAGAGACGCAUGGCCUUGCCCCUUGGGAUCAUUUUCUGGCUUCUGAGUUUGGCCUGUUUGGCUAAUGGGUUUGCGAAUUACUCGCGUACUGUCAAGAAGUAUGCGCGCAAGGCGGCUCUGGUGCAGAGUGGUUGGAAAACCCAGGUUGUCUUUACGGUCGUUGGGACAGUGAUCUUAGGCAGUUGCAUUUUGUUUUUGUCCACGGAUCCAGCGCAGUAA
Messenger RNA from Penicillium verrucosum, 528 nucleotides. RefSeq names its product DUF202 domain-containing protein. Lineage: Eukaryota; Fungi; Ascomycota; Eurotiomycetes; Eurotiales; Aspergillaceae. The record is from RefSeq and is a predicted model, not a curated record. Bases 16 to 528 code for a protein of 170 amino acids. The transcript has 2 exons.